Messenger RNA from Mycena citricolor, 2357 nucleotides. The record is from the annotation of a GenBank genome assembly. Lineage: Eukaryota; Fungi; Basidiomycota; Agaricomycetes; Agaricales; Mycenaceae.
GCAUCGAUCAACAAAUUCUUAGCACAGCCACCUGCAGGACUUGUCAAGAUUAACUUGACGAUGAUCAUCAUGCUUGCCGCAUCCACGGCUACAGUCAUCCUCCGAGGCAGGUUGAGAUGGAAAUGAACUGUGAACAUCCAAUUUGACUAUGAGCUCAAUUACGCUUCGAGCAUCGUAUGUUCCUAUACCCGGGCGCUCUUUUCCUCCAUCUCCCGUCUCCCUCCUCCCCGCAGCGGCGCUCCUCCCGACGCCCUGGCUCCGCAUGCGCGACGACGGAGUCCCGGACGCUCAGACGAUCCUCCAUGAUGUGCGGAUUCACAACGAUCUCUUCCUCGCUGGCAUCGUGGUGUUGUAUUGGGAGCACCUGGUCACAUUCGAGGACGAGGUGAAGUACCUGUGGCAGCGGGCGAGGACGGCGAGCACCUAUGCGUUCUUGCUCAACCGCUACCUCGCGUCGUUCGGCAACCUAGUUGUGUUGGUGUUUCACUUCACACCACUCCCCUCAACGGUGCAAUCCCCAACACGCUGCUGUCGCAUUGACAGCUUCGCUGAACUCGAGCGCAGGUGCAACGGCGCGAACCUGUUUCGUCAGCUGCUUCUCCUUCUCAAUCAGAUCGUGAUCUGUGUCCUGCUUACGCUGAGAAUAUACGCGAUCUACGGUCGGGGGAGCCAUCUGUGGAAAUAUCUUAUCGUGACAGGCCUAUGCUUGCUAGCCAUCUCGGUGUGGGCCGUCAGCGGCAGUCGAGGCACACCUCUUCCGGACGACACUGCGGGUGGCUGCCAUACCGGUGUAUCGGAGAAAGUGGCCGUCCACCUCGUGGUACCCUGGGAGGCGUUAUUCGUCUACGACUGGCUCAUCUUUGCUGCCCUCUUUGCACGAUCUAUCCGAGCCCGGAGGGAAGAGAACGUCCGGCUACAGAUCGCACCAAGGGAUGGAGAGUUUCCGCUGUUCAGUUUGUUGAUCCGUGAUGGUGCGAUAUACUUCGUCGUGAUGGCGCUCACCAAUCUGGCCAACAUUCUGACUUUUUAUUUUACACGAUCUAUCAUUAAGGGAUGUGUAUCCACGCUUGCCAGCUGCCUCUCGGUGACAAUGAUGUCCCGUCUCAUGAUCAACCUCCACAAGGCGGACGCCGUCAAGGGCAUAUUCUCGUCCAAUGCGACGAUCGACCACUGGCGGUAUGGCACGGGCCGGCCGAGCGUGGAACUGGACUCAUCCGUUCCAUGCCGCAUGGUCGAAGCCGCGCAGCCGCAGCUGACAUGGGAUGUCGGGAUUCGCAACGUGCUGCACAUCGUGGGCAUCGUGAUUCUGUACUGGGAUCAUAUCCUCAUGCUUGGGGACGAGAUCCACAUCCUGUGGUUACGCCCUGCGCGGCGGUCCAAGAGCGCGUACUGGUUCUUCGCAAUCCGGUACACUGCGUUCGUCGGGAAUCUACUCAUCACGUUGGGCAUGUUCUACCCGACUGUUUCUCCCGAGGUGCGUCCGCGGUACCUCCCUGUUGUCUGUCUACUUGCUCCGUGCUAUGCGUACCACAUCCUGCACCAGCUCGUGCUCGUGUUCAUGCAGGCGCUCGUAGCCAUGGUCAUGUUCCUCCGCAUCUACGCACUGUACAACCGCUCCCGCCGCGUGCUCGCCGGGCUCAUCGCGGUGUGCAUCCCCCUCGUCGCGCUCAUUGCGUGGUCGCUUGUCGGGCAGAAGACGCGGCCCGCGCCGAUGCUCUCCGGCGGGUGCAAUCUGCUGAUGUCCCGUCGAACGUCAAAUCACGUCGUCGGGGCGUGGUUCGCCCUCUUCAUGUACGACUCGGUGAUCUUCGGGUUGACGAUCUACAAAACGUACUCGACGUGGCGGAGGGCGGGAUCUCCCGAACACCUUCCGAUUCAUGCUCUCAUCUUCCGCGACGGUGAGAUGUUUUGCGUGCUCUAUUUCGGUGCUCUCGCCUUAAUCAACUUCUCCAACAUCAUCACGUUUUACUUGACAAGCUACUUCCAGCCCCUCCUUCGCGGCUCGAUGUCGACCUUCGCCAGCUGCGUCUCGGUGUCACUGAUGGCGCGGCUGAUGCUCAACCUGCACCGCAAGGCCGACGCGGGUGUCUUCGACGGCACGAUCCACCUCAGUCACAUAUCCAUACCCCCCAUCGCUGGCGCAGACGAGCAAGACGCGGCGGGGCAGGACGUGGAGGCGGAUGCCAUCGCACUGGCAAGCGGGCGACGACUGAUGGGGGAAAUCGAGACCCCCACGACGGCGACGUUCGUGCACGAGCCGGCCGUGGUCGAGCAGAGACGGAGUCAGGGGGAUGAUUGGACUGUUUGAAUACCACGGGUGUUGUUUGUAAUGGGUGAUUUUGCAUGUGCAAAUUCGG